Messenger RNA from Chrysochloris asiatica (Cape golden mole), 1047 nucleotides. It is a transcript of the gene CREG2, whose product is annotated as cellular repressor of E1A-stimulated genes 2. NCBI's taxonomy places the organism in Eukaryota, Metazoa, Chordata, Mammalia, Afrosoricida, Chrysochloridae. Bases 1 to 1047 code for a protein of 348 amino acids. The transcript has 5 exons. The record is from RefSeq and is a predicted model, not a curated record.
AUGUCCGUGCGAGGCGUCCAGCAUGUGGCGCGGGCCGGGGCCGGCCUCUCCUGGCUUCUCUGCUGCAGUGUCCUGCUGUCCCCGGCUGCUGGGUACGUUAUCGUGAGUUCGGUGUCCUGGGCCGUUACAAACGAGGUGGACGAGGAGCUGGACAGCGCCUCCACUGAGGAGGCGCUGCCCGCGCUGCUGGAGGACUCGAGCAGCAUCUGGCAGCAAAGCUUCCCGGCCUCGGCGCACAAGGAGGACGCGCACCUGCGGCCCCGAGCCAGCGCCGCCCGCGCCCGACUGCCCCCCGCCCCGCCCGGCAUGUUCUCCUACCGGCGCGAAGGCGCCAAGGCGUCCGGGGCCCCACCCGCCUCCAGGCUGCGCCCGGGGACCGCCCGCUUCCUGGCGCACGCCAACGGCUGGGGCUGUCUGGCCACGGUGUCCGCACAGGAGAAGAUCCCGGGACUUCCUUUUGUGAACUGUCUGCCCAUCAGUGAUGGCCCCAUCAACAACAGCACUGGAAUUCCUUUCUUCUACUUGACGCCCAAGGACUUCACUGUGGCCGAUCUGAUGAAGAACCCCAUGGCUUCACUGACACUGUCAGAAUCAGAGGGAGAGUUCUGCAGAAAAAACAUCGUUGACCCAGAAGAUCCCAGAUGUGCCCGGUUAAUGCUCACUGGCCAAAUGACUGCAGUGUCUCCUGAAGAAGUAGAAUUUGCCAAGCAAGCCAUGUUUUCAAGGCACCCAGUACUGAGGAAGUGGCCUCGUCAAUAUGAAUGGUUCUUUAUGAAGAUGCGGAUAGAACAUAUCUGGCUUCAGAAAUGGUAUGGAGGAUUAUCUGAGAUUUCAAGGGAGGAAUAUUUCAAAGCAGUUCCAAGAAAGGCUCGCGGAGACGCUUCCCGUUUCUCGGUCGAUUUCUCUAUCACGACCAUCUUCCUUGGCGGUUACUUCCCAUUAUUUGGUGGCGCCCCACGUCCUGCUGUUGCACAAGCUCGGUUCCUGUUCAACGGCGCCCGGUGUGUAGCAAGCUGUGUCUAUCAGCGGGCUCCUCCGGGUCCCUGA